This is a messenger RNA of Brassicogethes aeneus, 336 nucleotides long. NCBI's taxonomy places the organism in Eukaryota, Metazoa, Arthropoda, Insecta, Coleoptera, Nitidulidae. The record is from the annotation of a GenBank genome assembly.
AUGAUUCCAUUAGUAGAUGUAAUUCUUAAAUAUGCCAAAGAAAAUCAGGAUGAAGCGUGGAGACAAAUAGAAGAAGCAUUCCUGUAUAUAAAAGAGAGAACACUAGCCGCCCUUGAGGUGGUCGAGGCGGCCCGCUACAACUACCAUCCGAUCCCGUAUCUGGGUCUGUACCCGAGCGCCGAGGCCCACUAUCAGCCCGUCUACUUGCCCUCCAUGUCACUCUACCAUCCAGUCAACACGUUGCUGACCACCGACCUGAGUACCUGUACUUCGCCCCCCUCCAACUCUCCGCCCCUGGCCAACAGCACCCCAAUCAGCACUGGCAGCAGAGCGUGA